AUGUUUUUGGAGACGCAUCCAAGGAGGCAUUUUCCACCACAGUCUAUGCCAGAACACAGAUGCCUGAUGAGACCUCGUGUGAGGCCGAUAGUGGCAAAGACGAGGCUUUCACCAUUGAAGACGCCAUCAAUCCCAAGACUAGAGUUAUGCGCCGCUGUCUUGGGGACGAUAAUAGUUGAAAAAGUCAAGAAGACACUUGAAAGUGGACGAGAUGCUCAGCCCUUGAACGUCACGUACUGGAGCGACUCCAUGAAUGUCUUGUACUGGAUAAGACGUCCCGGAAAAGAAUUCAAGACCUACGUCGCAAAUAGAGUUGGUGAGAUCCAGGAGAGAAGCUCAGCCGACCAAUGGAGGCAUGUACCUACAAAGCAAAACCCAGCAGAUCUACCCACCAGAGGUCUUAGUCUUGGAGAAUUAGCUGAAUCUCAGCUCUAG
This is a messenger RNA of Lineus longissimus, 435 nucleotides long. RefSeq lists its product as uncharacterized. The transcript has a single exon. NCBI's taxonomy places the organism in Eukaryota, Metazoa, Nemertea, Pilidiophora, Heteronemertea, Lineidae. The record is from RefSeq and is a predicted model, not a curated record. The coding region runs from base 1 to 435 and encodes 144 amino acids.